Messenger RNA from Poecile atricapillus (Black-capped chickadee), 1962 nucleotides. It is a transcript of the gene LSM4, whose product is annotated as LSM4 homolog, U6 small nuclear RNA and mRNA degradation associated. The transcript is spliced from 5 exons. The coding region runs from base 103 to 519 and encodes 138 amino acids. Gene Ontology annotation, cellular component: P-body; U6 snRNP; spliceosomal tri-snRNP complex. Gene Ontology annotation, molecular function: U6 snRNA binding. Gene Ontology annotation, biological process: spliceosomal snRNP assembly; mRNA splicing, via spliceosome; P-body assembly. NCBI's taxonomy places the organism in Eukaryota, Metazoa, Chordata, Aves, Passeriformes, Paridae. The record is from RefSeq and is a predicted model, not a curated record.
GGCUGGUGCGCGACAGCGCCGCGCUCUGAUUGGCUCCGCUUGGAGCCGGGGGCGGUUUGAGCGGCAGCGCCCGGCGCGGCGGCGGCUCCCGGGUCCGGCACGAUGCUGCCCCUGUCUUUGCUGAAGACGGCGCAGAACCACCCCAUGCUGGUGGAGCUGAAGAACGGGGAGACGUACAACGGGCACCUGGUGAGCUGCGACAACUGGAUGAACAUCAACCUGCGGGAGGUCAUCUGCACGUCACGGGACGGGGACAAGUUCUGGAGGAUGCCCGAGUGCUACAUCCGUGGCAGCACCAUCAAAUACCUGCGGAUCCCUGACGAAAUCAUUGACAUGGUGAAGGAGGAGGUGGUGUCCAAGGGCAGAGGCCGUGGUGGGAUGCAGCAGCAGAAGCAACAGAAGGGCCGUGGGGUUGGAGGAGCUGGACGAGGUGUUUUUGGUGGCCGUGGCCGAGGAAUUCCAGGCAGUGGAAGAGGCCAGCAGGAAAAGAAGCCAGGCAGGCAAUCAGCCAAGCAGUGAGAUGUCCCCACCCGGGCCAGGGACAGUUUGGGUUUUGUCACCUCAGGGUUGCCACGUGUCCAAAAAAGUUCCUUUUCCCACUCUUCCAUCAGAAUCAGAGCCCAAAUCAUGUUCCUUUGGAAGCCCCCUCACGCUUUAAUCUGGUGGAGUUUUCACUCCUUGUAGUCAGUAAAUCAUUGGAAAUGUUUUUUAAAAAAUUUGUUCACGGUUAAGGACCGAGGUUCUGCCUUCUCCUGAGAGUGAAUUUUUCAGGCUCACCAGGUUUAAUUUAAAAUAUUUUCCUGUUCAGAGGUACCAGAAGGAAGGCAAACACUUUCUGGAUUGCUUGGAUUUUUUUUUUUUUAAUUUGAUUUUUUUUUUAAAUACUUGAAAUUCGGGAAACUUGUUUUGUUUGUAACAGAUGUGUUUUGGUUUAAAAACACUGAACUUGACGAUGUUGUGUCUGUACGUGAAUAGUCCUAAAGGCUUGGGUUUGUUUUUUUUUUUUAAACCAACAAACUUUUGAGCUAUUGCUUUUCUUCUGGCCAGUGAGUUCUGUUUCUCCCAUGGCUUAAAGGAGGGAUGAACAUUGGCCUUCAAGGCCUGUUCCCAAGAGAGCUUUGUGACAAAUGAGCGUUUCCCAAUUAGUUCAUUGCCAAUUUGACUUCAGAUUAGAAGUUUCCUUCAAAGGAACAGGGGUUUUUUUCUGUGUUCUUGGCUGGUUUUGGUUUGUUUUUGUUUUUUUUUUUUUGCAUGAGGCUGGUGCACCCCUUCUUCCACAUGGGGGAUUUUAAAUUUUUUUUUUUUUUUGGAAAAGCAACUUGAGCUGAUUUACACGGAUUUAUUUCACCCCCCACCCUGCUUUGAAAACUCUCUCCCUUCUGCUGACAAUAUUUCUUAAUAUUCUAAAUAUUCUGGCAGAAAUAUUCUGUCAGAAUAAAAUAUUCUGACAAUAUUUCUCAACCUAAUUUCUUCCAGCAGCUGGUGAUUGACCUCUCUGGCUGUACCUGUCAUUUCCUUCCCCAGCCACCAAUUAUCUUCCCUUGGGGACACAGGCCAGCGUGUGAACGUGUCCCUCCCGUAGGUUCAGAAAACUCCUGGGAAUUCCCAGGUCAGGUUACUCCAGUCUUCCAUCCCAUGAGUGAAAUACACCCUCAGAAUAUUCUGGCUGAUCCCUGCUGAGCUCCUGCACCAGGGCACGGGGGGAAGGAACAGCUCUGGGUGUGCCUCAACCCUCCCCUGGAUGGAUGAAACAGCUGAAUUUUUUGGGGGGGAAAACUGAUAUUGUGGCUUGUUUUGAGCAGGUUUGGGGUUUGUACAACUGGUUCUCAUGUUGGAGCCUCUGCCAUCGCCACUGUACUGAAAAGGAGUGAAGAACAUGAUUUUAUAGACUUAUUUUUUUAAUGUUUAUAGAACUGGGCGCAGUGGUGAGUGAGAAUAAAUCUCCAGCCUCUUCCAGCCGCC